CCAAUAUGCACAGGAAAGAAGGCGAACCAAUCGCUAUUGUCGGCAGUGCCUGUCGUUUUCCAGGCGGUGCCAAUACUCCAACCAAACUCUGGGAUCUUCUCCGAGAGCCAAAGGACGUCCAGACAAGAAUACCCGAAAGCCGCUUCAACCCUGAGGGCUUCUAUCACCAGAAUGGCAAACACCACGGCACAAGCAACGUUUUACAUUCGUACCUUUUAGCCGAGGACUGCACCGAGUUCGAUGCACAAUUCUUCGGCAUCAAGCCCGUGGAAGCAAAUGCCAUUGAUCCACAGCAAAGGCUACUGCUCGAGACCACUUUUGAGAGUAUCGACGCGGCCGGUCUCAAAGUCGACACUCUCCGCGGAUCAAACACAGCUGUAUAUAUCGGUCUGAUGACAGGUGACUACGCCGACCUCCAGCUAAGAGAUCCCGAGGCAUUCCCUACCUACAUCGCAACGGGUACAGCAAGAAGCAUAAUGUCCAACCGCAUCUCGUACUUCUUUGACUGGCACGGCCCGAGUAUGACAAUAGAUACUGCAUGCUCUUCAAGUCUGGUGGCUGUGCAUCACGCUGUGCAGACCCUCCGUUCUGGUCAGAGUCGGGUUGCCAUUGCCGGUGGUUCUAAUCUCUGUCUGGGUCCGGAACCAUAUAUUGGAGAAAGCAAUCUGGCAAUGCUAUCACCGACCGGCCGUUCACGUAUGUGGGACGCUGCUGCGGAUGGCUACGCUCGCGGAGAUGGUAUAGCCGCUGUAGUUCUCAAAACGCUAAGCUCGGCGUUGGAAGAUGGAGACCAUAUUGAUUGUGUAAUCCGCGAGACCGGAGUCAACCAGGACGGCCGUACUCCCGGUAUCACGAUGCCUAGUGCGGCAGCACAAAAGACUUUGAUCCGCGACACCUAUGCCCGAGCUGGCUUGGAUCUGGAUCGAGUAGAAGACCGACCUCAGUACUUUGAAGCUCACGGUACAGGAACGCCCACCGGAGAUCCGCUCGAAGCUGAGGCCAUCAGCUCUGCAUUCUUCCCAUCCGAACGUCAUCUGGACAAAUUAUAUGUCGGGUCUAUUAAAACUGUCAUUGGACACACUGAAGGUACAGCUGGUCUGGCCGGUCUUCUCAAGGCGUCUUUGGCACUACAGGCUGGUCUCGUACCACCCAAUCUUCUUUUUGAGAAUCUUGCGCCAAAGGUGGCGCCGUUCUACCAAAACCUCGAGAUAGUGGUCGAAAAUGCUAUAACGUGGCCGAAGAUCUCCAAGAACUCACCAAGACGGGCGAGCGUCAAUAGCUUUGGCUUUGGUGGUACCAACGCCCACGCUAUCUUGGAGAGUUACGAAUCGCCAAGCAAGGAGACGACCAUCGCUGGUCCAAACAUCUUGCCAGUCUUCUUCUCAGCCGCGUCCGAGCGCGCGCUCAAGAACACCAUCGUGGCGUACGACGCAUACCUCCAAACCAACCCCGACGUCGAUAUCCGCAGACUAGCGUGGACCGUAAACUUCCAGAAGUCCCGAUUCCCGCUUUGUACGGCAAUCAGUGCGACAGACGCAACCUCACUUCAGCUGAAAUUGCAUCAGAAGGCCAAAGACUUGGAAGCCAAAAAGUCAGAUGGCUUUUAUCAGAUCGCCAAGCCGGGUAUGAAAACCAGGAAAAUGACCCUGGGCGUCUUCACUGGACAAGGUGCUCAAUGGUCUGCGAUGAUGCGAGAUUUGGUCAGAGGGUCCGCUUUUGUGCGAGAGCGUCUUCGAAUCUUGGACCGUCGUCUGGCAAAACUGCCGAAGGACGAUCGUCCUACAUGGACUAUAGUCGAAGAGCUACUGCACGGUUCUUCCCGGAUUAGAGAAGCGGCUCUCUCGCAACCUCUUUGUACCGCUGUACAAAUCAUUCUUGUGGACUUGCUCCGCGUCGCCGGCGUGAAGCUUGAUGCCGUGGUAGGCCAUUCAUCUGGUGAGAUCGGUGCCGCAUAUUGUGCUGGUCUGAUUUCUGCCGAGGAUGCGAUAUGCAUUGCCUACUACCGUGGUCUUUGUUCCUCCCACGCUUGUGGCGAGUCUGGCGCCGAGGGAGGCAUGCUGGCCGUCGGCACCACUCAUGAGGAUGUGUCAGAUCUCUGUUCAAUGCCUGGAUUGGACGGCCGCCUUGCGAUCGCAGCCUGUAACUCUUCGACCAGCUUUACGCUAUCUGGUGACCGUCAAGCGAUUGAGUUGGCCAAGGAUGCCAUGGUCGAUGAGGGCAAGUUCGCUCGUCUGCUGCAGGUCGACAAGGCUUACCAUUCGCACCACAUGAUCAAGUGUUCUCAGCCGUACCUCGCAGCAAUGCAGACAUGCCAGAUCCAGAUCCAAUCCCCAGAGAGAUCAAAAUAUCCCAUAUGGUACUCCAGCGUUCGGGACGCAGUCAUGGGCGCUGAUUGUCCUGAGCUGACCGGCACUUACUGGAACGACAACAUGGUGAACCCCGUUCUUUUUGCGCAAGCAGUGGAAUGUGCAACCGCAGGCUGUGGACCCUUCGAACUGGCGAUCGAGAUAGGUCCUCAUGCUGCACUCAAGGGACCAGCACUCCAAGUCAUGUCAGAGCUGCUCGCCUCCCCUCCUCCUCCGUAUAUCGGGAUUCUGGACCGGAAGAAGAAUGAUCUCGACGCAAUCGCAGAUUUCGUUAGCUUUGUUGUCCAACACAGUGGUUGGCAUUCGGUCGAUAUGCGAAAGCUGGACCUUUCUACCACACAAGACUCAGAGCCAAUGCGUCUAUUGGACCUGCCUUCCUAUGGUUGGAAUCACGAUCGUAGGUACUGGCACGAGUCCCGAGUUUCGCGAAGCUAUCGGCUCAGAGAACCCAUAAAUCCGCUUCUUGGAGUGCGAAUGACAGACGGAUCGGAUCAAGAGUUCAGAUGGCGUAACUUCUUGAGUCCUGAGGACCUGCCGUUACUGACUGGUCACAUGAUUCAGGGACAAAUGAUUUUUCCUGCGGCAGGUUAUAUUUCAGCAUGUGUCGAAGCGGCUAACAUCAUCUCGCGGGACAACCAAAUCCGAUUAAUAGAGCUGCUGGAUGUCACAUUGGGCCAGGCUCUGGUCUUUGAAGACGAAAAGUCCAGGGUAGAGACUUUGUUCUCUGUUACUAAUGUGCAGCACAUCAAUCGUGAUACGUUGGAGGCCAGAUUUGUUUUCUAUUCGGCCCUGGGUAAGGAGACCAACAAUCUAAGCCCCAACGCGAGCGGAACGUUGCGUAUCGUCUAUGGUUCUCCGGUCGCUGAUACGCUACCUUCUCGUAAGCUCAACACUCUAGAAAUGGUUGAUGUUCCUGCAGACCGUCUCUACGCCGUGCUCAAAGAUAUAGGCUAUGGCUACACCGGGCCGUUCCGCGCACUCAAGGAUCUCAGGAGGAAAGCUAUGGAGUCUGAGGGGCUUGUAUCGCUGUCGCCGGAUGCUCGUGAGCUCGGUCUCAUAGUCGACCCAGCUAUGCUUGACGCCACUAUCCAAUCCAUUAUGCUGGCACGCAGCUAUCCAGGUGAUGGAAGACUGUGGUCUCUACACGUACCACAACGUAUCGAUCGGGUGUCAAUCAAUCACAGUCUGUGUAGCAAUGCUCGAUCUGACCCUUACUUCGAGACAUCCAUCCAUGAACACGACUUGGUGGGCAUCAUGGGCGAUGUGAAAGUCAUCCCGAUCGAGUCUCAACACGCCAUGAUCCAGAUGGAAGGUGUCCUGGCAGUCCCUCUCGAUGCUGCAACUCCAGAGCACGAUCGCGUAUUUUUCUCGCAAAUGUUUUGGGAUCACGAUACCCCAAAGGGCGACGUAGUGGCUUUCGAUGGUCAAGCGUCACCUGAUGAUUAUGCCCUAGCUUAUAUCCUCGAGCGGGUCAGUCAUUUCUACCUCAAGAGAAUCAAUGACGCAUUCGGGUCCGAUCACCCAAGCCGGUCAAAGGGGCCAUAUAUCGGCUUACUCAACUAUGCCAAGCACAUAGUACACUCUGUCAUCGAUGGAUCGAAUACCUACGCCGACCCUCUUUGGGCGUCAGACUGUCUAGAGGAUAUCCUGACAGUCAGUAAAAAGUAUCCCUCGAAUAUCGAUCUUGAGAUGAUGCACGUCAUUGGUGAACGUAUGCCGAGUGUAAUCCGUGGGGAAUCCAGUAUCCUUGAACAUUUGAAACAGGACAAUCUCCUCGAUCGCUACUACGAAGACGCGAUGGGUAUUGGCUUCUACACGCAAUAUCUCGCACGCCUGGUCCAGAAUGUGGUCCACAGGUAUCCACACAUGAACAUUCUCGAACUGGGAGCUGGUACAGGUGGUGCGACCAAGCACAUCAUGCGAGCCAUCCAAGGCACGUUCAAAUCCUACACCUUCACUGACAUAUCUAGCGGCUUCUUCGAGAACGCCAGAGAACUGUUCCACCAAUAUGAAGAUAACAUGGCUUUCCAAGUUCUGGAUCUCGAAAAGGAUAUCGACUCACAGAAUUUCGUAGAGGGCUCGUACGAUUUGAUUGUGGCAUCGUUCGUGCUACACGCCACUUCAAACAUGGAAACAACCCUCAAGAAUGUUCGCCGCCUCCUUAAACCAGGAGGCCAUCUCCUUAUGCUCGAGGUGACAAACUUAGAGCAGUCUCGACUUGGCUUCAUCUUCGGCGCGAUGCCUGGUUGGUGGCUCGGAGCAGAAGAUGGCAGAGUGCUUUCUCCUUGUCUGACACGCGACGACUGGGACAGCCUACUACGUAACACGGGUUUCUCAGGCAUCGAUAGCACCACCCCAGAUCCGGACCCGUUGCCAUUCCCAGCAUCUGCUUUGGUCACACAAGCCAUCGCUCCGGAGAUCGAUUUCUUGCGGAGUCCUCUCGACGUAUCCUAUGCAUCAAUCAAGUCUGGCACAGCUAUGGAGACAUUGUUGAUUGUUGGAGGCAAGCAUGUCGACGUUUUACGUCUCGUGGCUGCGUUGCAAGGACAUGUGCAGGCCCAUACGCAAAGGACGAUUCAUUGCAAAAGUCUUGAAGAACUGAUGGAUCUUGAAGAAGUUCCUACAGCGACCACUAGUGUCAUGCUUGCUGACCUUGAUACGUUCACUUUCCAGGAUAUGACCGAGAAACGCCUUCAGGGUCUGAAACGACUCUAUGAUUGUUCCCAAGAUGUUCUCUGGAUUACCAAUGGCAGCAGAGGCGAGGAACCUCACCACAACCAAAGUCUCGGCUUCGGCCGAUCCAUGCUCGUGGAGAUGCCACAUGUUAGAUCACAAUUCCUGGACCUAGCAACUUGCUUGGAACCGGAAACAUCUGUCCUGAUAGCGGAGUUCCUGUUGAGACUGGCUGUUUUCGAUCAUCACACUAUGCAAAAGUUCGAAGAACGCCUGGUGUGGUCGAUUGAACCAGAAAUGGCAUUUGAAAAUGGUGGCCUAUGGAUCCCUCGCAUCAAACCUGUCCGACAAGCGAAUGAUCGAUACAAUGCUAUGCGUAGAGUCGUUACAGAAGCGGUUGAGUCAAAGUCUGUACCGAUCAAGAUUGUCGCAAGAAAAAAUGGUCUCCAGCUCCAGCGAGCUCACAUGCCAAAAGAUGCGCCUGUCCAGUACGUUUCGAUUGACACCCAGUACGCAAUUUGCAAUCCUGUUCCAUUGCUCAGCAAGCGUGGGCUGUACCUUGUUUCAGGUAUGCUCCGGGAUACAGGCUAUACAGCUAUCGCUUUGACGGAACAGAACGCGUCUUCUAUGAGAGUGCCCAAAAACUGGGUCACUCUUUCAAUGCAACCUCUCAACGCCGCUGUGCUCCAGCAAGUAUACAAUCAGGCUGUUGCAUUUGCCGUGUUGGAAGGAAUGUGUAAGGGGGACCAUCUAGCCGUCUUAGAUGCUGAACUUGAGUUGCUUCUGUCGAUUCAAACUCUGGCUGGAGACCGGAGCAUACGCCUAAGCGUCAUCAUCAACUCUCAACAGGCCCACGAGCGCUUCAAGUCGUUCGAGACAAUUCUGAUCAGUCGCUACGAUUCACAAAGGAGUGUUGCAGAAAAUUUACCCUCAGACGUCGCCAUGUUUCUCAACGCUGGAGCCACUUCGGACCUCUCUAGCAAGAUUGCCGAGUGCCUUCCUAAAGCGUGCAAGCGUUCGCACUUGAAUGAUCUGAUAUGUGCAACACCCCACCCAAAUGAGGUGGAUUGGCGCGAGUGCUUCUCCGACAGACUACAAAGCUUCCUUCAUGGCGCCAUGAAAGACAUGCAACGCUUACCCUCUAGUUCUACACCUUUACUCACUGGAUUUGAUGAAGUGCAAGGGCUCAAACCCAAUGCUCUUGAGACCCACAUCAUUGACUGGACGGCUGACAAGCCAUGCGAUCUGAUGGUCCAGACCAUCCAGGAACAGACGAGAUUUUCUCCCGAAAGGACUUAUUGGCUGGUAGGUCUUACUGGAUCUCUAGGAAUCUCUCUUUGUCGUUGGAUGAUCAAACUUGGUGCUAGGACUAUUGUCUUCACCAGCCGAAACCCCAAGAUCGAUCGAGACACAUUGGAAGAUCUCAGCGCUCUCGGUGGGUGCAUCAAGGUGCUUGCGGCAGACGUAACCUCGAAGCAAAGCCUACAGACGCUGUAUGAUCAGAUGUGUAGGGAACUGCCACCGAUUGGCGGCGUUGUACAAGGCGCCAUGGUUCUGCAUGACGCUAUGCUAGCUGACAUGAAUGUGACACAGUUUAACAGCGUCUUGGCUCCCAAGGUCGAGGGUAGCAAGAAUCUGGACUCUAUCUUCAAUGAGGAUUCUUUAGACUUUUUCAUCAUGUUCUCGUCUGCUACCUGUGUCACCGGCAACAUCGGUCAAUCGGCCUACUCUGUCGCAAAUAUGUUCAUGACUGGCCUAGCAGCUCAAAGACGUAAGCGAGGACUUUGUGGAUCUGCCAUAAACAUCGGUGCAAUUCUCGGAAUUGGAUAUGUCACAAGAGAGACAUCUCAAGAGCUGCAGAAUAAUUUGCUCAAGAGUGGCCACGUGUGGAUGUCAGAGGAGGACCUACACACGCUUUUCGCAGAAGCUAUUCUAGCUGGUCAUCCCGCUCGUGGACUGACGCCUGAGCUAAAUAGUGGAUUGCGCGUCAUCCACGCGGCAGAUAAGCAAAAGCCUCUCUGGUCUUUCAGUCCAAAGUUCUCACAUCUCGUCAAGCCUGGAGGACUCACUGGUCCGAUCAAGAACCAAGUGGGGAUCAGAAUUCCAGUCAUCGCAUUGCUGGAAGUGGCGCCAGACGCUGAUACCGCGAUGUCAAUCUUAAGAGAGGCACUGAUACGCAAACUUGUCACUAUGCUUCAGCUAGACGAUUCAAUGAGUCAUAGCAGCAUACUAGACAUGAAGGCAGAUGACUUGGGCAUCGACUCACUAAACGCUGUAGAGCUCCGGUCUUGGAUCUUUAAAGAGUUCAAGACAGACGUUCCUGUCUUGCGAAUCUUAGGAGGUGCAACCAUUCUGGAUCUUCUGGUCUUCGUUCUGGAGAAAAUGCCAUCUGAGCUCGUACCUCUUGUUGGAUCAGAAAGACAGUCAGCAAAUCCCAUGGCGCAUGCCACCUUGAUGGACGUGCUACCGGACAACACGUCUGAGCUGGGUCUAGCUCUUGAUGCAGCAGCGUCAGAUGCGCUGGAGGGAGGCAUUGACGAUAUUAUCGCCUUUGAACAGGAAGAUUCGGAACAGGCAACGUUCAAGCCACAGCCUAAGAGCGCGUUCACCGCAGAAGUCUCCACCAGCCGUGUCAUGAGAGAUGUCUCAUCUACCGACAGCGAGAGUGAGAUCUCAACUGGACCGACGACACCCAGCGCAAGUCUUUACAUCGAACCCACCAAACAGGAUAGCCCGAGGGCAUCCCUGGAGAGAUCACUUCCAAUGUCCUCAGCCCAGUCCAAUUUUUGGUUCCUGAGACAUUACAUUGAAGAUCAAUCCACUUUUAAUAUUACCGUUACGCUCCAGGUCAAUGGAAAGAUUUGCCUUGCGGACUUGGAGCGUGCUGUAUCUGCCAUUGGUCAACGUCACGAGGCGCUUCGUACAGCGUUCUUCCUUGACGAGCUUGAGCAGCCGAUGCAGGGAAUCCUCAUGGAAAGCCAGUUGAGAUUGGAGCAAGAGUCCUUCGCAAAUGAGGCUCAACUCCAAUCGAUCAUGGGAAAAAUCAAAGGUCACGAAUACAAUCUCGAGGCGGGAGAGAUCAUGAGAAUCAUCCAUAUAUCUUCCGAGACUGAAAAGAGCUCUCCGUCAUAUCUGGUUGUUGGCUACCACCACAUCAACAUGGAUGGUAUCAGCUUCCAGAUCGUCCUCGAUGACUUGCGUAGGUCUUACGAGAGAAGGCCGCUCACCCCGGGGAUCUUACAGUAUCCUGACUACGGUGUCCGCCAACGCGAGCAAGCAGUUCGAGGAGAGUGGGAUGACGAUAUCAGAUACUGGAAGAACCAAUUCCAAGAGCUGCCCUCAGCAUUGCCCUUGUUGCCCGUCACAAGCAUCAAACAAAGAAAGGCUCUCAUGCAUUACAGUCAUCUCAAAGUCGAGUUCAAGGUCGGCAAUGAGAUGGCACGAAACAUUCACCGUACCUGUAAGGAGCUCAAGAUCAGUCCUUAUCAUUUCUACUUGGCUGCUUUCCACGUCCUUCUCGCACGAUACUCAUCUACUUCUGACUUAUGUAUCGGUGUCGCUGAUGGCGGCCGAGUGGAAAACGACACGAUGACUGCUGUCGGUCUUUUCCUCAAUGUUCUGCCAUUGCGUUCUCGAUACAACCCGCUCCACUCAUUCAAAGAUACAGCAAAGGAGAUCAAGGCUCAAGCUUACGCGGGUAUGGCCCAUUCACGUCUAGCGUUCGAUGCCCUGCUUGCAGAGUUGAACGUCCCUCGAUCAGCAUCUCAGAGCCCACUCUUCCAGGCAUUCGUCGAUUAUCGCCAAUCCAUUGAGGAAACCCAGACUUUUGGUCAUUGCACUUUGAAGGGCUACGAUUACGAAGUGGGCCGAACCUCUUAUGACAUAGCGCUCGAUGUGUCAGACAACUCGCGUGGCGAAGCAGUCUUGGUGCUCGCAGUGCAAGAAAGCCUUUAUUCACAGGAGGCAGCGCAGAUCUUGAUGAGAUCUUAUACCAGACUGCUUCAUCAGUUCUGUGAGAAUCCGCUUGCAAAGCUGGAGAGUCUGAAUCUGCACUGGGAGCAGGACGUCGAGAAGGCUGUCAGCGCUGGAUGUGGAUCCACCAAGUCAAGUCUUUGGAAGAAGACACUGCCCCAUCAAGUCAACGAGAUGGCCCAUUUGUAUCCGGACAACCUGGCCUUAAAGGAUGCUUUAGGCAAAUCACUCACUUACCGGGCGAUGACAACGCGGGUCAAUGAGAUUGCUGCCGCCAUCCUGCAAUCUAGUGCUUCAUCGGGCUCGACCGUUGGCGUCCUGCAAGAUGCCACAGCUGAUUGGAUAUGCUCAAUGCUUGCGAUCAUGUGGACAGGGCGUGUCUAUUUGCCACUUGAUCUCAGAGUGGGGUUGCCACGACUGGCUUCGGCUGUUGCUGACUCCAAGCCUUCACUUAUACUUCACGACAAUAUUAUGCAACACCACCUGGCAGACGUUGUAGGCACGUCGAAAGUUGGGACUAUCAAUAUCGAAGCGCCCGCUCGAUCCGCAGCUACAACCGUCGAAAUUCAGACUGAUCCUCUAUCGCCUGCAGUUAUCUUGUAUACCAGUGGGUCUACAGGUGACCCGAAAGGUGUCCUGCUGGCUCAUGUCGGCUUACUCAACAACAUCGAAGGCUGUUCUGAUCAAUUCAAGCUGGGUCCCAACGACUUGGGUCUGCAGCAGAUUGCCUUCUCCUUCGACUUUUCCGUCUGGCAGAUCUUUAUGUGUCUCGCAAACGGAGCUGGCAUCUUCAUUGCGCCUACGAGUGCGCGCAGGGAUCCGAAAGCCCUUACCGCACUGAUAGUGGAGGAAGGCAUCACUUUCACAGGCGCAACUCCAUCUGAAUAUAUCAGCUGGUUGCGUCACGGUGAUCCCUUAGCCAUGCGGGCCUCUUCAUGGGCUUGGGCUGUCAGUUCUGGUGAGCAAAUGACAGAUGUGAUGAAACGACAAUUCAAUACCCUGGCAAAACCUGAUCUGAAGCUCUUCAAUGGAUACGGUCCCACUGAAGCAUCAAUCUCGACAGCAAAGAUAUCUGUGCCCUAUAUGCAGGAGUCGGAGUGUGCCAGAAGCUCAACACCAGGCGGAUAUGCCCAACUCAAUUGUCUGAUUUACAUCUUGGACGACAACUUCGAUCCUGUGCCUUGCGGUGUUGAGGGUCAGAUUGCCAUCGGCGGCGCAGGGAUCGGACCUGGCUACCUGAACAACACAGCACUCACAAACAGCAAAUUCGUCCCAGUGCCGGCGCGAUACUUGCCUGAUGAUCACAAGCGGCAAGGUUGGACGAAGAUGUUCCUGACAGGAGAUCGUGGAAUCCUUCAUUCUCCAGAUGGCGCGAUUCUCAUCAAAGGUCGUGUUUCAGGCGAUACCCAGAUCAAACUUCGCGGGCUUCGCAUGGAUCUUGGAGAAAUCGAGCAAGCUUUGGUCAAAGCGGCCGACUCUUCAAUCCAGGACGCUGUUGUUUCCGUGCGGGGAACAGAUGAGAAAGACGACACCCAAUUCUUGGUCGCGCACAUCGUCUUUGCAUCCGGUGUUUCCCGUGAGCGUCAGGAGACCAUCUUGGAGACUAUGCCUGAGGCCCUCAAACUGCCCCAUUACAUGAUUCCAUCAUUAUUUGCUUCCGUCGAUAAGGUGCCCUUGAACGCCCAUCUCAAGUUGGAUCGCAAGGCUGCCGCUGAUCUUCCACUGCCUGAAGUUGCGGACAGCCACCUCAAACAGUUGCGUACACGGCUCAGUGGCCGAGAAAAGCAGCUGGCUGAGAUUUGGCAGCAAGUCAUUCCCGCAUCACUCAAGGGCAACGUUGUUCUCAACCGAACAUCCGACUUCUUCCUCACCGGAGGUGAUUCUUUCAGUUUGUUGCGACUGAGAGAUGAGAUACAACGCUCGUUUGCAGUCGAGCUGCCGUUGGCCCAGAUGUUUGAAGCCAGCUCACUCGAGAGCAUGGCCGCCUGUAUAUCGGCCGUACUAGACCCUCGUCCUGUCAAACAAGAAAGCCAACAGCCCAUCGGCUUACCCUCAGAGGAUCACAAUUACUCACUGCUGGAGGACAAAAGUGUUCAUCAAUCCGCGAAGAUCGAUUGGCAACAAGAGACACGGCUGGAAGGACUUCUCAGCAAGGGCACGUCCCCGAAAAAGUCACGGUCUGAGGGAUUCACUAUCAUCUUGACUGGAGCAACAGGAUUUCUAGGCAAAGCACUCUUGCACCGUUUCGAGCAAGACAAACGUGUGGCCAAAGUGCACUGCAUUGCCGUCAGGCAGCCCAAGUCACUGCAAGACGAAAUCCGAAGCACAAAGGUCAGUGUUCAUCAAGGUAAUCUCGCUGCACCCAGACUUGGGCUCGAUGAGCAUGUGGCAGAAGCUCUGUUUGAGGAUGCCGAUGUUAUCGUCCACAACGGAGCUGAUGUCAACUUCCUCAAACCGUACACAGCAUUGAGGGCGGCAAACGUUGGUUCGACCCGCGAGAUCAUCAGGUUGGCGUCAGUCUCUGCCGCGCCAAUCCAUUAUGUGAGCACUGGCGCCGUGGCUCAAUUCUCAGCCUCCUCGACCGUGGGUGAGAGCUCGUUGAGCCCGUGUAAACCCAAGCUCGACAAGGGAGGAGUGGGUAUUGGAUAUGCAGCUACUAAGUGGGCUUCCGAAGCACUCUUGCAGGAGGCCUCGAAGAAGCUGGAACUUCCUGUCACCAUUCAUCGCCCAACCAACAUCACUGGAGACGGCAUCAACAACCCAGCUGCUACAGAUCUUGUGGACAGUCUUCUCGCGUUCUCACGUAAGAUAGCCGCGGUGCCCAUCUCGGACAUCUGGGAUGAGGAAAGCGAGCUUGACUUUGUCAGUUUGGACUUUGUCGCCGACAAGAUCACGACAAUGGCAAUUCUUGAUGUUGGCGGACAGCGCAAGUCCACUCGCUUUAUGCAUCACGCCGGCGAAUUGCGCACACCACUGCGUCUACUAAAAGCAUCCAUGGAGCAGGAACUCGGUCGAGCUCUUCGAGCAGUGACGCUCGACGUUUGGGUCGUCGAAGCCGAAAUGGCAGGGCUCGACCCACUUGUGGCAGAAGUGCUACUAGACACGGAGCGCAAGGGUAUGAAGUUGAGGUUCCCCAGGUUGGUUCGGGGUCAAGUUGAGUCGGAAAAGCAGACGGUAAUGCAAUCCAAACCGGCUCUUUUAAAAGCCUUUGGUUCUGCGAUCUCCAGAUUGAACAGGGCAAUUUCCAUAGUAUGA
Molecule: messenger RNA, 12266 nt
Organism: Aureobasidium subglaciale EXF-2481
Lineage: Eukaryota; Fungi; Ascomycota; Dothideomycetes; Dothideales; Saccotheciaceae
Exons: 4
Coding region: 6-12266 (4086 amino acids)
Biological process (GO): secondary metabolite biosynthetic process; fatty acid biosynthetic process
Molecular function (GO): phosphopantetheine binding; fatty acid synthase activity; 3-oxoacyl-[acyl-carrier-protein] synthase activity
Source: RefSeq, a predicted model, not a curated record